AUGGAGGCUGAAGACGUUCUUUCGUCCUCCUCCCCGGCGGCGCCUUCUCGCUCGCCUGCUUCUCUGUCACCCACGCCUUCUGUCUCCUCCUCUCCGCCCGCGGCUUCGCGAGCGGCGUCAUCCUCGUCUCUCCAGUCUUCUGCGCUCGGCGCCGCGGCGUCGACUCUGCACCACUAUCCUUUCUCGUGCCCCCGAGCAAUGGGCCUUCCCGACUUCGGCGCGUGUGUGCCGCGGACAUCUUCUUCCUCGCUCCUUCACGCCUGGAUCGCCCAGGCUGGCGGCGUCUCUGCGAUCUCCCGCGAUCUCUCGCGCUCGGCGUCCGCCGUGGGCGGCCACAUCAACGGCUUAGACAUCGAAGAAGUGAUUUUCUGCUUGCUGAAUGCGCUCGAGGCCUCCUCCUCCGAGGCUGCGUCCAACGACCCGCUGAACGUCUUCGCGGGCCUCCCCUUUCCUCCCCUGCCCUAUGCUGCGCCUUCAGAAGGGGUGGAGAACGCCUCGGCCGACAGAGCCGCAAGCGGAGACCGUGAGUUGGGCGGCGCCGGCGGGCCUGCGCAUCCUCCGGAGGAGCAAAGGCUCCGCGACGCGCGGGAUCGAGACCUCGCUCUCGCCGCCGCGGCCGCCAGGUCUCACUCCUCGACGUGGCGGCGCGUGCCUUCGCCUGAGGCCAUGAGCUUGCUGGAGCUUCAGAGCGAAGCCGCGGUCGCCGAGACGCUCUGUGUGUUUGCCGAAAAACACAUGGCGCUGCUGAUGCUCUCCAUUCGAUCCUUCCUCGAGGUUCGCGUGACGGUUCAGGCGCACCAGCUGGCACUCUUCCGCCUCCUCCUCCGCGUCCUCGGCUUCUGGAUCUUCCAACUCGAGGCCGACGGCCGAGGCGACUUUCCGGGCUCUGCGCCCGCGCUCGUCGACGUGUCAGACUCCGGCGACGCUGGGCGCGCAGAGCAAGCGGUGCAGGCUGAGCGGCUUGACGCUGUGACGACGAGAGAAGGCCGAGAGAAGAAAGAGGACGUUGAACCCUGGGAGGAAGACUGGCUGAACUUCGCGCUGAGAGAGUAUCCACUGCUGAAGCCACUCGACGGCCGGAAACUCUGCCUCAGUGCCGCGAUGAGCAUGAUCGCGGCCGUUCACCCCACAACCGUCCUCCACAAACUCUCGAAAGAGCUCAGGCAAGCCCGCAAGAGUGCGGCGUAUCCCAAGGUGUCUGAACUCCUCGGUCUCUUCUGUCAGCUUGUGCCUCUGCUGCCCUCGCGCCUGGCUCUGUCUCCACCGAGCCGCGGGAUUUUGGUUUCUCUCCCGUCGCUCGCCUGCGGCUCCUUCUCGACUUCGCAACUACCCCGACCGCCUCCAGGCGCGUCUUCGGGCUCGUCGGCUGCGCUCUCGCGCCACUCUUCGCUCGGCAGCAGCCGCGCCUCGUCUCAGCGCAGUCUCGCCUCCGCGCCGCCGGCAGCGCCGGUUUCUGCUUCCGCACCGCCUCCUCCUCCUCCUCUUCCCCCUCUCCCGGUGCGUCUCAACCUGCGUCUCGCGGUGUGCAGCGCUCUCUCUUCGGUGAGCGCUUGCCUCGCGCUGACGUAUGAACAACGACUGCUCGCCGUCUCGCUCGUCGGGGCGGCGGGCGCCACGCGCCAAGCGCUCGCCGCGCUGCGGGCUCUCUCCUCUUCGCCCGCGGGCGCGCGGCUGCCUUGUCUGUUCGAAGUGCGUCGGCGCCGCGCACAGACCCGCGCCGCUCCACGCGCCUGCGGCGCCCUCAGACGCGAGGCCGAGACUGGCGGGCGACCCUACGGCGAGCUGGAAAGCGGGCACGGGGCGGUGCAGACGCGCGCGACGCCGUUCUCGGCGUCACGCUUCGCCGACGAGGCGCCCGCGAAGGAUCGCGCGCCGCCGUACGUCUUCCUGCGGCACCUGGUGAAGCCCGAAGGCGCCCUGACGGAAGACAGAGAGACGCCCGGCGCGCAAGCAGACUCCAGUCGGGGGAGCGCGGAGGACCCCAAGGCGGAAGGAACAGAGAGCGAGUCAGGCAGGAAUACAGGGAGGGCUGGGGAGUUGUCAGUCGCGGGCGGCCAUCCGCGAGGCGGGGCGGAUAAGGCGAUCGCGGCUGCUGUCGAGGUGUGGAAUAGUCUGCAAGAGACGCUGCUUCCCUACUUGCUUCUCUUGCCGGAUGAAGAGGAGGGCGGCGGCGAGGUCUCGGAAGAGCUGCACCCCCCCCCGGCCUCGCUCGCUGCUGUUCAGCAGGCGCUCUCAGCCGCCCUCCAUCUGGUGCACGUAGUCGCUGGCGAGCACCUCUCGGCCGCGGCGAUCUCCCCCGCCCCGCCUUCGCCCCCCCCCGCUUCCCCCUCCUCGCCUUCCCCCUCGCCUCCGCGCCCGUCGAUUCCGCGCUUCAGUCGUCAAAUGGAGACGCUCCUGCAGCUGCUCCUUCUUCAUCUUCUGUGCGCCGCGCGCGGGCGAUCGCUCGUGCGCGCUGUCCGCACGCAGGCGCGGCUCGCCCGCGAGCGCGAGAAGGAACGCAGGGAGGAGGGGAGAAAGAAGGAAGCGAAGGCUGGGCGGGCGGCGAAGCCCGCGGAGGAGAGAGCGGGCGCGGAGGCCCCUGGAGAGGCCUCCGACCCCGUCGGGGCGGAAACAGAGGAGGGCCUUGGGGGCGAGAGGCAAGGUGUUGGAGCUACGGAGCGAAGAAGGAAAGGAGGGAAGAAGUCCGCCGCGGAGGCAGAUGGGAAGGCCACGCUCGACUACGUGAAGUUCGGGCAGCUUGUGGAGAAGGCGCUCGACGAGGAAAUCCGCGUGUACGUGCAGGUGAUUGAGGGCGAGGGCGCCGAGGUGGAGGACGCGGAACCUUCCGCGCCUCCUCUCCCAGACCCACGCGACGUGCAGCUCCUCCUCAUGCUCCUGCUGCGCUGCAUGGCGCUUGAUUCGGACUGCCGCUCCGCGACGCGAUUCGCCCACCUUCGAGCUCUCGGCGCAGACGCGGCGCAGAAACCCGCGGACGAAGGAGCGGAAACUACGCUCGCAGAAGCAGCGGACGGCAGGCAUCAGAAUGAUAAAACAACUUCCGAGGCGUGCUCUUGGAACAGCCAACCGUUCGCCCGUCUUCUUCAGCGGCAAAUCUUCCGCAUCGUGGCGACCUCCACAGCUGUGAUGUCUGCGUUUCACUGGGAUUCCGUCUCGCAGUCUUCCCCCUCCCCGUCGUCCGCUCCUCUGUCUCCUGCCCUUCGGUCUUCAUCCUCUCCCGCGCUCUCUUCUUCUACGUCUCGCCCCUGCGCGGUGUCGUCCUGGUUUCCUUCUGCACCGCCUUCGUUCUUCUCGCGCGGCGCGUCGCUUCUCUCUCUGGCGCCGCUCGCGUUGUCUGCGGGCGAGCCGCUGCUGCUGGCGUGUCUGCUGAAUCCGCUGGCAUCGUCGCCGCCCGCAGAUCCGAGUGCGGCGCUCGCCGCGGAGUACUCCAACGCCUCUCUGUGGGCGCUGCUCACCUCCCGCGCUCACCACGCGCACGCACCGCCGGUUCCUUUGCUGGGCUCACCUUCGUCGAGGCCGAGUCGCGAAGGCCUCCCGUCGUCUCUCUCGUCGCUCUCCCCCUGUUCGUCCUCUGAUAAGACAUCCCCUUGCACUUCGUCGUCGCCCUCGUCUCCGGCCUCGGCGCCGUCCUCGCCGGCGCCCACGACUACCGUUUCCUCGGUUUUCUCGCCUCCGCUCUCCCCGCGAUCGCAAGGUGCAUCUGACGCGUCGGCGCCCGAAGACUUUGACGGCGCAGCCUGCAGGGCUGCGGCGGAGCGAGGCGAAAUCGCCGUCGCCCUCGCCCGCGCAGUCUGCUUCCUCGCGCGCUUCCAGCCCACGGCGGCGCCGCUCUUUGCCGCGCUUCUCGAUCUGCUUCGAAGAGCCGUGAAGUCGCGAGGAGGCGCGCAAAGCAAGUCCGAAGCGCAGGGCGAGCGAGAUAGCGCCCCUCGAGUCGCGCUACUCUGCAUGCUGACGCACUUUGUCGCUGUCCUGCCGCUUCGGCCUUCGUCUUCGUCGCUUCGCGUGCGCCACCUCAAGCUGUCGCUGGACGAUAGCACGCCGUCGCUGCUGGGUCGCCGCCAGAUGGCGGCUGCUUCGAGAAAGCGCGAGAGUCUCGUGUUGGCGUCUGCGGUCUCGCGGGGAGCGGCGCCGGGCUCAAGUCCCUUUCCGCCUCCCUCUCACUUGUCUUCCGCUCCCCCCUCGUCUGCGUCGCACACGCUUGCCUCCUCUUUUCGCGAGCUAUCGGCCUGUUCGCCGCCGCGCGGGCGACUGCCCCUGCAAGAGAGCGAGCGGCGGGCGCGCGCGGCGGGCCUUGGGUCGGCUGGCGGCGGCUCGACGGUACCGCGUUGGCGCAGCUUCGCCGCGCGGCUGGAACCGGUCUUUCUGCAGCAGCAGCAAGCUGUCUUGUCUGAAGGCCUGUUGCUGGUGCGGGAGUUGUGUUGCGUGUUGGCGGUCUACACGCUGCAGAGGGAGGCGGUGCGCUGCUACUCGCUGGCGUUCUCGCUGCUGCAGCUGCUGCGGCAGCUGGCGAGGAACCACUACUUCAGCCACUUUCAGCUCCUCGACGUCUUCCUCGAGCCGUCGCCGAUUCAGCCCACGCAGAGCCGCGAGACGCUGCUCGCCUCCGCCUUCUCGCUCUUGCUCAUCUUCGGCCGCGUCGGCGAAGAGGCCCUGGGCGAGCGCUCGUCGCUGCCGAACUUCCACGAGGCGCAUGGCAACGGGGACGAAGAGGACCCCAACCUCUUCGCGACCGACGGAGGUAAGGGGGCGGACACCGGCGCGCAGGCGAGCCGGCCGCAAGCGACGGCUGAGGCGCGUCGGGCGUUGCUGCGCAGGAAACAAGAAGACUUCAACGGCGCCUUCGCGCAGCACGUCAGCGUCAUGCGCCCGCCGUGGGACGCGAUCCUCGCGCUCGAUGAAGAAGACUCCUCCACGCCGCCCUCGGACCAGAGCGACCUCGGCGAUACCGACGACGAGGAGGGCGAGGCGCUGUGCGAAGCGACGGCGCGGAUCGCCGCCGCCGCAGAGGCAGACGCAGGGCAAGGCAGCGGGCAGGCGGUCGAGGAGACGCACGAGAAAGCCUCGCGCGGCAGAGCGAACGGCGAAGGCGGCUUCCUCGCUGGCGCGCGUUCGAUUCUCUUUCGAGGCACUGCGCUGGCAUCCGAGGAGACGCCGCUCGAGGGGCGAGCGGACGCGCCCGCGAGCGAGACUCGGGGCUCUGGCGGCGAGCCGCAGGCGAGCGCCGCGGAAGGCGCAGAAGGAAGGGCCGCACCCGGCGGAGACGGCGCCUACACCAUUGGAGGCUUCUUCUUCGGGGCGGGAGGCGCAGCUGCAGAAACGCAGACUGCCCUCGUGCUGCCCACGAUCGCCGUCACGAGCCCGCCGCGCGACCUCUCGCCGAAGAAGGCGAGGGGUGCAGGCGCGCGCGAGGCGCCUCGCGCGCCCUCGGCGCUGUCCCCUCUCGCGGCGACGGCCGGGGGGGAGAAUCUGCCUGCGGCCUCCGCGGCCUCGGACGCGCAGGCGCCGCUGUCCGACGGCCUUCCCCCGUCCGCGGCGCGUGGCGGGUCCCCGAGCGCGGCGCUGCUCGCCCUCGCCGACCCGCCGCUGCCGUCGUCGUGUUCGCUCGCGGUGCCGGCGCGCGAGCGCAGCCACGCCAACGAGGAAGGCUUUGCGUCGCUCGCCUGCGUCCGCCGCACCUGGUGCGGCGCGCCGCCCGUGGAGCUCUCCUGUCUCCUUCUCUUCGGCCUGCGUCUCCUCGCCCUGCGGCCUGGAGGAGACGCGGGGCCCGGCCUGGGCGAGACCGACGACGAGGCGGAGGCCGGCGAGCCACACGCGCCUCCUGCGCCGAGGGUGUCCGAUGCAGAGGAGGAGAGAAACGAAGAGAGACAGGCGCGCAGAGAGCGGCGACUCAGACAGGCCGCCGCGCGCCUCAUCCAGAAAGACCUCUGCCGCCGCGUGCCAGGUCUGCUCUUCCCCCUUCUGCUGGAUGCGCUGCAGCAGCCGCGCCUGGAUCGCGCGCUGCCGGCGGUGCUUCUCUCGCUGGCGGCGCUCGCGCGUUCUCACGCACCGAAGCUGUCGCGGAGCUCGAGUCGCCUCGCAGCCGGCAGCUAUUUGCGCGAGUCUUCGCUGCGGAACGGGACCUCGCUGGCUGCCCUUCCGCCGGCGCAGUCGGCGGCCUCCGACGACGCGCCGGAGCGUCUCCCCUCGCGCGCGCAGCUUCAGCGGCGAGUCUCGCCCGGCCUCGCGGCCUCCACGUCCGCGGGGUGCCUCGCGCUCCUGUCUGACGCUGUGUUCCUGCGUAGACAGACCGACACGCUCGCGUGGCUGCUGUUUUACGCGGGCGCAGAUCCUCGGCGCAUGCCCGGCCUGGCUCGCUGCGCCCUCGAGGCUCUCAAAGCGCUGCGCGUCUUCCUCUUUCUGCCUCCGAAGGCGCCCUGGCCUUCCGCCUCGUGCUUCACCUCCUGCGCAGCCUCGCCGUCGCCCCUCUCGUCGCCGGGCGCGGGUUGCCAGGGGGGGCAGCCGGCCGCCUGCCCGCCGCUCGCGCUUAACCGCGGGGAGCUUCUCGCGCCCGUGCCGGCCUGCGGCUCGGGGGCUCAUGCAGAUCACGACUUGGACGGCCUUCUCUGCGCCCUCGACGAGGAGAGAGAGAAGCCAAAGAACCCAGACGCCCCAGCGGAGCACGAGGCAGAUGCCUCCGCGGGCAACGCGCCCCGGGCAGCGGCGCCGGCGGACUCGCCGUCGCGGCUGCCGGGGGGGGUGCCGUCGCUGCGCGAGUUCUUCCUCCUGCACUGUCUCCGCUCGCUGUUCACGGUUGCCGCCGCGCUGCGCGACCUGGCCUCUCUCCACGCAGACCGCGCGGGCGAGAGUGUCUCCGGAGGGGCCGGGGCGCAAGGCGCGAGCUCGACUGGCGCGGGGCGCGGCGAGGAGGCUGAGGGCGAGGGCGAGCCGACGCCGUCCUUCGUCGCGCUGUUGCCGCGCGCGAUUGCUCGCUACGACAUUCUGCUGCUCCACCUGGCGGCCGUCUGCGCCAGAGAGCUCGCGUCCUCCUCCGUCCGGGCUGCGUUCCUUCGCGCGCUGCUUGGGCGUGCAGUCGGCUCCGGCGUCCUGCCCGAGUUUGCCGCGCCGGUCGGGGGAGGGGGGCGGGCGGACGGCGGCGACAGCCAGCCCGCGGAGGGCGAGGGCGCGGGGGCGGACGCGGGCGGCGGGGCGGCCUGGAGUGCGCCUCCCACGUGGGCGCGGCUUCUCGACGACAAGAAGGCCCGCCAGGACGCGGUGAGCAGGUACGGCAGCUGCCGCUUGGGCGAGGCGGUGCGCUCUGGCCUCAUGAAGCAGGAGGCUUUGACAGACGGUCUGCUGCUUCUCACGCGGGCGGUGCCCGCUCUGUCGCAGGCGCUGCGGUCGCUGCCGCUCCUCGGCGCCCCUGUGCGGAGGAACCACCACGCUCCUGCUGCGCACGACGCCGCGGGCCUCGGGGGCGGAGGACUCGGCGGCGCCCCGCCGCCGACCCCCUCGUCUGCCUACGCGCAGCAGGAUCGGAACCUCGCGAGUCUUCUUCUGUCGCCCGCGCCCUCUCCGUACGCCGCCGCGCUCGGUGCCUCCAAGGGCGGAGGCAAGGAGGACGCCGCCGGGAAGGGCGCGCUGGCACUGACGCGUCCUCUGCGGCCCUCGGCCUCGAAGCGGCUCUGGAAGCGCUUCCUGCUCGCCGCGUCGGGCUCCGCAGCCGACGACCGGCUCGCGCUGCUUACGCAGGACGCGGCGGGCGCGACGUUUUGCUGGCUAGCCUCGUCGGCGGGCGCCACGUGGCUGCAGACGCAUCUCGCGCUCCCCACCGCGAGCUCGCUCGCCGCGAUGUUCGCCGCAGACAGCCGCGCUGCCGCGACCCGGGUCGUGGCGGGGCCGUUCGGGGGGCCGGCGCCGAGGGGCGACGUCGGCGGGGGCUCUGCCGUCUCGUCUCCGCGCUCCUGCAUCUCUGCAGGGUCGUCUGCCUCGCCAGCGACCUCGCCGCGGAAGGACGCGAGGCUGCGCCGCAGCCCGCCGCUGCCGCGCGCGCCGCAGGAGGCGGGGGCGGCCGCCGCUCCGCAGCUGACGAGCCAGCAGUCGUCGCUGUCGGCGAAGAGCAACGGUCUGCGCCGGAAUUCUUCGCAGUCGAUGAAGCGCGAGCUCGCCGAGUCGCCGCCGUCGCCCAGGGCGCCCCCGGCUCACGUGCUGCUGCCGCUGGCCUCCGCGACCUCCAUUGUGGCGCUGCGAGGCGUCGCAGAUGCGAGCGGGGUCGGCGCCGAAGAGGUGGAGCGAGACGAUGACGCGAGCUGCCCAGUCUUUCCAGUCACGGGCGACACAGCGCUGUAUCUGGUCGUGGCGCGGGCGCUGGCCAUCGUCGCGAGCAGCGCGUCGGCCUUCAGCUUCGUCGUGCGCUUCCUCGAGCGCGUCGAGGAAGAAGGGGGCAAGCAGCGGCCGAUGCUGAUGAGCUCGCUCGCGUUCUUUGGCAAGUCCGCAGCGCAGGUCAAAGCUGAGAAGCUCAAAAACCUCCUCACCGUCUGCCGCGGCGUGUGCGCCGCGAACGCGCCCGCCUCGUGCUUCUCGCUCUCCCUCCUCUUUUGCACUGCGCGCGACGGGCACCAGCUGCUGCUCGCCCAGGAGCAGAAGAAGGCCCGAGAGGAGGCGAAGCGCGCCGUCCUCGCCAGGGACGCCCUCGCGGAAUCGAUUCCGCCCAAGACAACGCCGAGCGCGAGGGACGCACAAGGCGGCUUUGCGUCUGCUUGGCAGGGCUUCGCGGCCAUCUGGGGCGGCGGCAACGCGCCGGUCUCGAAGAUGGAAGAGGCGGAAGUCGCGGAGGCGCAGACCGAGGCGAGCGCGUGCGCAGACGGAGCCCCUCAGCAGAAAGGCGAGGCCCCUAGCCCCUCCAGCCCUAAAGAGAAGGCCGGCGGUGAGGAAGACGAGGCGCCGGAGGAGAGCGAGCAGGCGCUGCCGCAGGCCGUUAGAGAGGCGAAAGCCGCGGAAGCGGCGAUGCGGAAGCAAUCUGGCAAAGGCGCCCAGCAGAACGGGCCCCGCGGGGGGAGAGGGAGAGGCCGCGACAUGCGAGAGGGCUCGCUGACUCAUCGCGUGCACCAGCUGUUUGCAGACAGGGGCGGAGAUGCGACGUACUUUAGUCUGAAGAAAGAAGGCGACGCCUUUUUCUUCUCGCGAACCGCGUCAAACAUCUUCAAGUCGCCGCACAGCUCCGCGCUCUUGCCGAUGUUCACGGGGCUCAAGCAGGAGACGGAAAUCGACUUGGCGGAGGCUGUCCAGGAGCUCAAGGAAGAAGUGACGGCGCUGCUAACGGCCAUCGCGCGAACAGAGGAAGACGACGGCGCCGAGGACGUGCUGCCUGGCGGAGUGUGGAAAACGGUCGGAAGGGACCCGGAGGGGGGAGAGGCGGGAGCCCUCGAGCUAGAGGCCUCUGCAGACACUCCGGCGGUCGACGCGGAGCGAUUUCCCUCACGCGCGCUGGCGGUUUCAGACGCCGAGAAGCAGGGAGCGAGGAACGGCGAGCAAGCGAAUCGCGGACGUCAGGGCCGCCGCGUGCGCGUUCUCCGAAUCCAAGAGAAGCGCCGCCUCGCAAACAGCCGCGCGUCCUUUCUCUCGCUGCUGCGUCUCCUCUUGCCGCUCCACAGGAGCUUGUCUGCCUCUGAGGAGCUCGAAGUCGCGCUCGCCUUCGUCGCCGUGCGCGCGGCCGCGGGCGCGCGCGGCUUCACAGACUUCUCGGUCUUCAGGCAUGACGACGAUGGGCGAGUCGUGGAGGACGGCGGGUCGCUGACCUUUCGCUCUGCGUCCUCCUCGGCGUCUCCACUGCCGCGGGGCUACCACCGCGAAGACGCGAGCGCGGCGGCGUUUGGCGCCUCACCCGCAAAGGGCAAGGAAGGUCUCGGCUGGGGCGUGUUCCUGCUGCCGGCGACCUUUUCCCUCGUGGAGGCAUCUGAAGACGACGGCUUUGACGCGGACGCCGUGACGGAGUCCGCGGGCGGGCGGUGGCGCGCAGACCGCGAAGCGACGCCGAGUGCGGAUUUGGCGGAGACACUCGAUGCGGUGCAGACAGCAGAGGCGGCGGCGAGAGAGGCGAGCGGAACGAAGCGCCCUGAAGGCGAAGGCGGCGAGGCCGCGGAGGGGCCUGAGCGCGCGGCGAGCACCAACGACGGAGCUGGCGCGCUCGCGGGCGCGGGCUCUUCGGCCGCGCUGGCGCAUGUCUUCUCGUCUGGUGACCGCCUGCUGCCCUCUGUGGACCAGAUUCUGCGGCGCGCGCCGCUGAUGGACGCCUACACGCGCUUCGCCGAGCUGACGAUUCUCGCACUCCUCGCCUUCGUCGCGGAGCCCACGACCGGCGCGCUGCCGCCGCCGCCUCUGCGCCUGCGCGCCGGCGAAGUGAAGGCCGCAGGCAGCGCCUGGUGCGUGCGGCGGCACCAAACUCCUGCAGCGAACGAUCCGCUGUUGCCGCUGGCGACGUUGCUGCGCCAGCGAGGCUACGCGAUCGUCCGCCUCCCGCUGGACGCCUCUGGCAUUUGCAAGCCGCUGCGGGCGGCGCUGCUGCCUGCGCUGCGUUGCAUCGCGGCGCUGCUCGUCUGCGGGCUGCCGCUUGGAUCGCCCUCUUCGGCCUCGUUCGCGGUGCUGGAUGUGGAAGAAGGCGCCCGCGGCGGCGCAGCAGAGAGGCGCCGCGGGGGCCAUGAGGAAAGCAGCGAGUCGCACGCUCUCUUCCCCUGCGACGGGGCCGUCGCCUCGCUGGUGCUGCUCCACGUCUUGCAUCUCAUCAAAGGACUGGUUCCUCGCGUCGUCUCUUCGGCCCUCGGGCAGCUCAAGCUCCGGCGUCCUGCGGCCUUCUGCUGCGUGCGGCCGCGGGCGCCGUCCUCGCGGCUCUUUGCUUCGCCUGCCGCCUCCGCCUUCGCGCUCCACGCCUCCUCGCGCGCCUCCUCGCCUGCGGCGGCCGGCAGCCCCCGCGGGCCUUUAGAAGUCGCCGCAGCGGAGUCUGCGGCCGACCCGCCGAGCAUCGCCUCCAGGAUGCUGGCGAUCGCGAGGGCGGAGCCGGACGCGCGGGGAGGCCACAGAAGCCGCUACGCCGCGUCUGCUGCCUGGGGCUUCGACGGCGCCGUGGCGUCCUCCGCGCAGCCGAGCCGCGAGCAGGGCGGGCGCCAAGCGGCGCUCGGAAUCGGAGACAGAUACACGAUGCCCCUCGAGCCCGGAGACCGCGGCGAAGCUUUCUAUUCUUCUCCCUUUCGAGGCCUCGCAGGCUGUGGGGACGGCGGCAUGCAGGUGACGUCGGUGUGGGCUGCGGGGCCUGCGUCUCCACCGCUCCUAUGCGCAUUCGACUUGCCCGAGAGCAGAGACUUUGGUGCGGCCGGCGCCUCCAGUUUGACGCAGGAGACGUCAGCGAUGGCGGAAGAUACGCUCUCGCUCAAGAAACUCGCUCAACAAGCGGGCGAGACGCACGCGCGAAUCGACCGCGCGGUGAACAAGGUGGUGCUUGGGGUGUACGUACAGAAGAAAGAGUGGCGAACUGUGGCCGUUCUGUUCAAGAGCAUCCGCUUCCGCCUGGCGGGACUGCCGAAUCCAUUUUUGCGUUGGAAGGGGCUGCGUCUCUUCUACCAACUUGCUCUCCGCUGCUCCUCCUUCUCGCUUCCUCCUCACUUUGCGUCGCGUCUCUUCGGCGCGGCGCAGCACGCUGCCUCAGGCUUCGCUUCCUCGCUGGUUCAUGACGGCAUCUGUGCGCUUUGCAACAAGUCCUCGCGCGGCCAUUUCUCGUCUUCGCCGUCUUUCGGCUGCUCGUCUCCUCUCUCCUUCUCGUCGUCCGCCUCGUCUUCCUCUUCUUCUUCCACUCUCGCGCUUGGGUCGGGCGCCCUGCCUCCGUCGGGCGCAUGGCUCCACUGCCUGCUUCUCGUGCUUCCUCACUUGGGCGACGCCGUCGCCGAAAACCGCGCACUGGCCUUUUCGGUCCUCCGCGAGCUGCUGCUGCGGUGUGCGGACACCGCGCAUCUCCUCCAGCUUCUGGAGCUUCCUGACGCCUACUUCGCGCCGGGAGGCCUUUCGCCUCACAAGCGCGCGGCUCUUUCUGACUUUUCUGAGGGAGAGGAGCUCGCCUCUGAUCGCAGCGAACCAAUAAGUGCUGCGCGGCUGCCGUCGCCAGGAGGUGCGCGCGAGAAGCGGCCCGAGCGCGCGGCGCCAGCGCCCUGCGGGCGGGGCAUGGAUGCGGCGAGUCAGGACGUGGCACAGACCGACACCGAGAGUGCAGUUUCCUCGUCGUCGUCUUCGCGAGCGUCGCCGAAUCUGCGAAUGGGAACUUCGCGGGCCACCGAGAGUUCGCUUCUCCGCGCGUGCUGGGGCGGCGAAGAAGACGCGGAGGCCGAGCGCGCGGCGCAGGAGGCGCGCAGCGCCGCAGCGUGCGGAGACUUGCUCUAUCUUCUUCUCAGCUCCAUCGUCCACGCAGACUGGCAUCUCUCGCGCGGGAUGCUGUCCUUUUUUCUGCUGCCUCUCGCGGAGGACGACGUCGGAACGGCGGCGCUCGUCGCCAUGCGUUUUUGUCUCUUCUUGCUUCUGCAGCAGCGCAUCAGCCUCGCGUCGUCGCAGGCCUCGUCGUCGAGUUCGCGUCUUCCCUCGCGCACGGAGGCGUGUCUCCCCUCCUCGGCCUUGCCGAGCCAUCCCCCAACCGCCCGCUUCGACCGCGCUGACAGCGCCGUCUGGGGCUCCUCCACGAGCCCGCAGGCGCGCGGGCCCCCCGCCAGGGGCGAGGCGAACGCGAGGGGGGAGGGCGAGUCGGCGGAGGCCGCCGGUGGCGACGCAGGAGAGGAUUCGCCGCAGCCAGCAGACGCCGCAGGGGUGGGGGUCGGGGGAGCGCCUUCGGUCGCAGAGAGCAGCGCGUCAAGAAAACGGAGCAUGUCAUCGUCCUCUCUCUGCCCGCGGCGAGACGAAGCGCUCCCCGCCGGAGGGCGCGAGGCCCCGACAACAGGGCUGCGGGCUCAGCUGCAGCCGCAGACCGAUCACGAAAUCGUCUCCUGUUUCUUCUUCUCGCCCGUGCCUCUCGCCGACGUCCCACCGGCGAAGGAGCGGCGCGGAGACAGGCAGGCGAGGCUCUUCGCCGCCGCGGUCCUCGGCAUCCUCAACCGGAGGCGCGAGCGCCUCUGCCUGGAAGCCGAAAGGUACUUCCGCGACCUGCGCCAGAAACAGGCUGCCUCCCCAGACUCUGCUUCUUCGAGCUCGACUUCCUCGCCUGCGGGCGCGUCGCCUCGGCGCAGCCCGACGAUCUCCGCGCAGCGGCCGCCUCUUCCAGACGUGCGCGCCGUUGACGCGUCUCUCCCGAGGACGGCCUUCCGCGCGCCGAGGGAUGGAGGCCCAACACGGGCGCCGAGUGUCCUCUCGGCGUCCACGGCCGCGCCACCCUUUGCGUCUCUCUGUUUUUCGUCGGCGCUGCCUCCGUCGCACGCGGCCUCGCUGGCGUGCCUGCCGCCCCUCUUCUUCCCCUUCACAGAGCCUGGCGCCGCGCAGGCGUGCAGCGAGUCUCUGUUGUCCGCAGCUCUCGCCUCGGCGGUAGGCGGCGUGGCGCUGUGCCGGUUUGGUCAGGGCGGACACGCCGCGGCGUACGCCGAAACGCUCUCCACUGAGCCGCUCGUGCAGCUGACCGCUCUGCGCUGCGUGCGGGAGCUCGCGAGCGCCUCGGGGACCUCGCUGUUUUCCGUCUUGGCCGUCCUCGUCGAGAACUCGUUUGCGCUCACUGAGCAGAAGCCGAGCGAGCUGGGCGGUCUCCUCGCCGAGGGGCUGCGCGGGGAGGCGGGUGCGGAGACGGAGCCGUUGAGGGCAGCGAAGCCUGAGGGCGCCGCGCGCCUCGGCUCGGCGGCCCCCGCCUCUGGCGCGAGAGACGAAGCGGAGGCGAAGAAGCUGCAGAAAGUCGCGAGCAGCCCGCCGGGCGCAUGCUGCCUCGCGUCGCUCUUCGAUUACGAAACCAAGGCGGCGGCGGCGCCCGCCACGCGCAUGGCGACCUGCGUGAAGGGGUGCGUCCACAGCAUUCUGGUCGGUUUGUUUGCCGAAGACCGCGCCCUAGUCAAGCGGCUGCUGCGCGCCUUCACCGACAUCCUGAACAACGCGCCAUGCACAAUUUCUUUCCCCGCGUCCUGCAUCCUCUCCCCGAGUGCGGACACUCUGCGGGAGCUGCGGCGCAGACCGCACGGCGCGAGGAGUUCGCCGGGAACCGGCGACGCGCUCCGCAGGAGGAUGCGAGAGGAAAGAGAGGACGGGCUUCGCGAGCGCCUCCGCUUCCUCAACCCCUCGACCCACCAAGUCACGCUCCUUCUCCUUCUUCUCGUCUCUGUGAGAAGCCAGUUACCUUCGGCCUCGGCGCUCAACCUGCCGCGGGCGACUCGCACCAAGCUACAGGAAAACAGGAUGGCGCGAAGCGCCACGCAGACGACGAGCCGUGAAGCUACCUCGCUGCCCGCGCCGGCCUCCCCGCCCCUGCCGCCCUCGCCUGCGGAAGUCUCGCUUUCGCUGUCGUUUCCCUUCGCCUCUGGCGAGGGCGCGGCGUUGAUGACUCGCGCAGUCGCGCGGCAUUUGCCGCAGCUGUUUGCGACGGCGCUUCUCAGACUCGGCGCCUGUUACGAGCUCUCGGCGUCUCCGCGCCUGCCGCCGGCUGCGCCUGGCGCGCCGCGCGAACUCCACGUCUCGCUCGCGGCGCUCUUCGCGCCGGAGGAGGAGGAGGCGGCGCGCGAUGAGCCUGUCGACGGCGCCGCGGCCGCGGCGCCGGACGUGCCGAGCAGCGUGGCGGAGCCCGGCGAAGCGGACGAGGAAGACAAAGAGGACGACGACGCGGAAGCGGACGACGACGCGGAAGCGGACGACGACGCGGAAGGGGACGACGAGGCGGAAGGGGACGAAGGCCAGUCCAUUCGGCUGUACGCGAGCCCACGCAGCGGCUCCUUCGACGCCUUUUCGCUCUCGCCUCCGCUCUUCACCGGCAACGACCGCGCACUGCCGCCUCGCGCGCAGACCGCUGCGAGGGCGACGCCUGGCAGCGGAGACGAGGCGAGCCUCUCCGACGCCGAGCGACGGCGCCACGGCCGAAGGGAGGCAGACAGGCCGGAGGCUGCGGAGCGCUGCGGGGCUGCGCGCAGUGGAAGGCGUGAGCGAGGCGACAGGCGCGACGAAGGCCGCAGCGGCGUCAUCGCGGUCUCCAUCAUCGCUAGGCAGGAGGCCGUCGACGUCGCGGUGAUGCUCAUCCGCGCGCUUGCAGAGACGGCAAAAGAGACAGAGCUCCUCGUCCUCCUAAACAAAGCACGAGUCUUCGAGAGACUGAAAGAGGAAGAUGCCUACCUCGGCGCAGUCAAAGACGCGAUGACGAUUUUCCUCUGUGUGCGGCCCUGCGCGGCCAGCGCGGUCCUGUCGUUCGUCGUCCCCUUCUGCGAGCGUUCGGCGAAGACUCAGGUGCUGGUCGCGUGCGAGCUGAUCUCCGCAGUCUCCUCCUUUCUGCUUUUCUCGUCGCCUCGCGCCUCACAGGCCUCCGCGUCAGGUGUGGCGACCGCCAGCGCAGACGGCGCACUCUUGGCGAUGCCUUCCGCACUCUCUGCAGGAGGGCUGCCGCUACUCGGAGCAGAGGCAUGUGGGCUCGACUGCGCGUCGCCGCGCUCCGCGUGUGCGACUCUGUCCGCGGCGCCGCGGCCGCCUUCCGCACCGGUCGCCGCGGCGUUGCUGUCGCAGCUGACUGAAGCCGUGCUCCACGCGCUGGAUCGAACGAGCUACCUUCCCGCGCUGGUCGCGGACAGUCUGCGACGCGCCGCGGUGAACGCGACGCGGGAGAAAAGUGCGUCGUCGCCCGCGGCCUCGGCGGCCUUUUCAGCACCAGCGCACCCCUGGUUUUUCUUCGGCAGGUCGUCGCACGCAGUCGCGGAGACGGAGGCCGAGAGCGAGGAGGAACGGCGAGAGCGGGCGCUGCAGUGGAGCCACAUCCUGCAGAAGAAGAUCCUGAUGAACAUCGCGACGUGGCACGGCGAAGAGGGCGACCUUCUGCGAGACCAGAAGCGGGUGGAGGAGGCGGACCUCCCGCCCCAAGGCAGCGUCCUGCAUGCGCUGGCGACGCUCUUCCUCGCCCUCACGGCCCUGACCGGCCUGUGGGCUGCAAGCGUCGCCGAGCGCCGCCGAGAGAGGGACGGCACACCCCGCGACGCAGACAGAGACGAAGUCGAAGCAGAGAGACAGGGGCAGGAGGGGGGGACAAAGGCAGGCCACAUGUUCGGCUCCGAAGCGACUGCCCUCGAGAUCCUCGAGACACUCGAAACGGGCCUCUGCCUCGCACCUUUCCUGUCUCUGGGCCUCGGCGCGGCCGCGCCCGACGCGCCGGCUUCGGGCGCGGACCUGGAGACGCUGGACGUGACGCGGGCGGUGCAGCUCGUAGCGAAAGUCUGUCUAGCGUGUGUCUCUGCGUGCGCGGCUUUGUGCCAAGUGUCGCCGAGUUACUGGCCGUCACCGCGCUGUGCAGAGCGGCUUCUUUGCGUCCUCAACCGGUCUCUGCUUCUGCGCCCUCACGUGCUCACGCCUCUCCUCCUGCACUCCACGAGCUCUCGUCUGCGCUGCGCGACCCUCGGCCUGCUCUCGACGGUUCUGCUGUAUGGGCAGCAAUUUAGUCCGCCGCUCUCUUUGCGCUGGUCUGCGAGCUCAUCGUCGGCGAUUUCCUCGUCUUCCUCGCCGUCGCCUUCCGCCGCAUCUCCCCCGGCGUCGCCGGCCUUCGUCUCACCGCCUCGCGGGCACGAGAGCGCCGCGUCGAGCGCGUUUUCUGCUUCGGCGGAGGGCGCGGCCGCGCAGAAGGCUCGCAAAGGGGCGCCGUGGACAGGGGAGGGCUCCGCAGAAGCACUGGAGCCCGACGCCCUCGACGAAUUGCUGGUCUGUGUGACAGUUCACCUCGUCUCCGAGGACAGCGGCACCGUCGCCGCGGCGGCGACGCUGCUGGACAAGGCACUCUUCCCGCUGCUCCUUGCAGGGUGCAAAGAUGAGGCGGAGGCGGAGGCGGAGGCAGACGUGAGCCGCGCCCGCGAGAUGCUCACCGCGUGCCUGGCGCGACUCGGCUUUUCGCCGGCGGUCUGCGCGCAGGCGGAGCCAGAAGCCGCAGGCAGGCUACCGCCGGCGCGCGGCGACGGAGGCGCCACAGAAGACGCCUUCGGCGAGGCACGCGCGUGUGCAGCCGAGAAGGGCGGCGACGCGCGCGGCGUCCUUUCGGCGGCGCUCCCCCAGCGCCGAGUUCACGCCGUGGCGCCGCUGCUCCGCGCGCACGCAGUUCAGCGCCUUCUGCUGGAGCUCCUGCCGCUCCUCCUGCGCAGCGAAGGGCGGUCGCGGCUCUCGAGUGCGGCGGCGGCGUCGCCGCGACGCGUCUCGCGCCUCUCAUCCACGUCUUCCUCGCACUCAAAGUCCACCUCGGCGACGCGCUCGCCGACGGCAGUCUCGGCGGAGGAGCCGUCCUCCCACGAGACGCGCGCCUCCCGCCGCGGAAGCGCGACUGGCCGCGACGGCCGCAGGCAGCCGUCGCGGCUCUCGAGUAGGGGUCCGGAGUUCCGGCUCUUGGGGACGAGCGUGGAAGUGGGCUUCGCGCCGGGGUCGCCGUCCUCCGGCGCGAAGACGCGGCGGAGGAAGGGAGAUGCGCCGGCGGACAAGGCGGGCGAUGCGGCGUUGAGCACGGCGGCUGGGGCGCCCUCGGCCUUCACGCUGCACGCGAGUCCGCGCUGGCUGACUCGACUGUUUGCGCUGCUGCUCAAGGCACGCGCAUACUUCCCGCCGGAGGCCUGGGCGGUGCGCGUGGAGCCUGAGGCACAUCUGCUGGAUGCGCAGCGGCGCCGCAGGGAGAAGCUCGUUCGGAGGCGCCUCGAAAUGGUGCUGUACGGACACCCCGACGCGGCGCUGGCGGCGUCCAAGGCGGCCGCGCACGUGCUGGCGGCGAAGAAGCGCGGCGAGUACUUCUUCGAGUCGCAGAAGCUCCCCGCGGGGCUGUCCUCCGUCUUCGGCGGCGGCCCAGAAGACACCACCGAGGGCCUCGAAGCCUCCGCGGGGAACCUGCUCAAGAACUUCACCUCCUACUUCCGCAUCGGCGGCGACGCCACGGCGGCGCGCCGCGCCGCACUCCAAGCCGCCGGCGCCAGACUCGCGGCAAAAGGAAACGCGCGAGCACUCCGCGGCGACGCCGCAGCCGCAGCUGGGUGCGAAGACCUGGCGGAGGAGGGAGGAAGAGAAGACGAGGAAGACAAAGCGGCAGACGAAGACGACGUCGGAGAGUCCGAAACCGACGUCGCAGAGGACGCCAGCUCCGAAGACGACGACGACUUGCCGGUCAGCGCGGAGCUCCGUCGCUGGCGAUUCAUGGAGGACUACCUCCGCGAGGAGGGCCUGCCGACGUCGCGUCUUCUCCUCGGCGUCUCGCCGCUGACGGUAACUGAUUUCCUCCUCUCCGAAGACCCGCUGACGACCCUCGCGUCCCGGACGUCGGGCGGCUCGAGCUCCAGUGUCUCUGCGCCGGUCGGGGCCGUGUGCGUGGAGGAGACAGCGGGCGCCGGCGCGGCGGGCGCCGGCGAGCGCGCUCCACAGGGCGAGGCAGAGGAGGCGAGGACGCCGUGGGGGCGCGCGGGCGGGAGGCCGAUUCACGUCGCAGCCUCUCUGCGGGCGACACAGGGCGAAGAAAGCCCUGCGGCGGUGGCGUAUCAGGCGGAAGUCUUCCUCGGCGGCAGCGCCUGCGCACUCGCGCUCGUCCGCGCGAUCGCCGCGGUCCUUGAAAGCGUGCCGGAGGCCACGCGCCUGCGCGUCAAGGACCUCCUCAGGCUUGAGGCCCUCGCCGUCGCCGCAACCAGACAAAUCUGCGCUCUGCUGCCGGCUCCAGCGGCGCGCUCUCCCCUGACUGAGGGAGGUUUGAGGACGCAGAGUUCGGCGGUCGGUGGCGCCGUCGACGAGACAGAAGAGACGAGCUCGCUGCAGUUUCAGAAGGCCGCCGCGAUCUCGCUGGGUGCGCUGGCGCUGCUUCAGCCUUCACUCCACUCCGAAGACGCCUGA
Messenger RNA from Besnoitia besnoiti, 19008 nucleotides. RefSeq lists its product as uncharacterized. The record is from RefSeq and is a predicted model, not a curated record. NCBI's taxonomy places the organism in Eukaryota, Apicomplexa, Conoidasida, Eucoccidiorida, Sarcocystidae. The transcript has 15 exons. Bases 1 to 19008 code for a protein of 6335 amino acids.